AGUGUUGCAUUUCGAAGGCCCAGGUGGAAGGAAGUCUUGACCGUGGUGGAUUAGUUCCUGACAGCAGCAGCAGGAGGGAAUGGUGGAAAGGGGUAUCAGACGAAAUAACAGGACAAUUUCCUAUCAAGACGGCCCAAUAAAAAAUAUUUUAUAGGAAGGAAGAAUCUUCAGCUUCUCAAGCCCUGCCAUUACAGCCAGUCAACUGCAUAGAGUACAGCUCCUCUAGUUGAGAUGAAGCCUAGAAGAAGUCCUGCCUGGCCCAUCACAGAGUCUAUGCCGCUACCUUAAGCUUUAGAGGGGAAUGAUGAAAUUAGAUAAAAAAUAAAGUGGAAGAGUGGAGGACCGCACCCCCCAGCAUCCCCCAAAAGCAGCAUGGCAGGACUCCAGCUGGUCACCCCCGCCUCCAAUCCCAUGGGCCCUUUCUUUGGUCUCCCGUGGCAACAGGAGGCCAUCCACGACAACAUCUACACGCCUAGGAAAUAUCAGGUUGAACUUCUUGAAGCAGCUCUUGAACACAAUACUAUUGUCUGCUUAAAUACUGGCUCAGGGAAGACCUUUAUUGCAGUACUCCUAACUAAAGAGCUCUCCCACCAAAUCCGGGGAGACUUAGUCGAACAGGGGAAGAGGACAGUUUUCCUGGUGAAUGCAGCAUCGUCUGUGAUUCAGCAAGCAGCUAGUGUUAGGACCCACUCUGAUCUCCAGGUUGGAGAAUACAUGUGUGUGGAGAAGACCUCAUCAUGGUCCAGGGAAAAGUGGAGCCAAGAAAUGAUUGAGAAUCAGGUGCUCGUUAUGACGUGCCAUAUCUUCCUGCAUGUGCUGAAGAGUGGAGUGUUGCCACUAUGGAAACUCAACCUGGUGGUGUUUGAUGAGUGUCACCUGGCAAUCACGGACCAUCCCUACCGGGAUAUAAUGAAGCUAUGUGAGGGCUGUCCGUGCAGCCCUCGGAUCCUGGGCCUCACUGCAUCCAUUUUGAAUGGUAAAUGUGACCCGUCUGAACUGGAACAGAAGAUCCAGAACUUGGAGCGGAUCCUGCGGAGCAAUGCAGAGACAGCUACUGACCUCGUUGUCCUUGACAGAUAUGCCUCCCAGCCCAGAGAGGUGGUACUGGACUGUGGACCCUACCUGGACAAGAGCGGCCUUUCAGAGCAUCUACUGAGCGAGCUGGACGGGGCUCUCCACUUCCUCAACGACUGCAACAUACCUGUGCCUCGAGAGGACAGAGACCCCACCUUCAUAUCCAAACAGGUGCUGAGUGACUGCCGGGCGGUGCUGCUGGUGCUGGGGCCGUGGUGUGCCGACAAGGUGGCUGGCAUCAUGGUGAGGGAGCUGCAGAAGUACAUCAAACACGAACAGGAAGAGAUCAACAGGAAGUUCCUGCUCUUCACCGACACCAUCCUGAGGAAGGUCCACGCCCUGUGUGAGGAACUCUUCUCCCCGGCCUCUCUGGACCUGAAGUUUGUGACCCCAAAGGUCAUCCGUCUCCUGGAGAUCCUCCAUGAAUACAAGCCCUUUGAGAGGCAACAGUUUGAGAGUGUGGAGUGGUACAACAACCGCAACGAGGACAACUACGUGUCGUGGAGUGACUCGGAAGACGAAGACGAGGAUGAGGAGGUGGAGGUGAAGGAGAAACCCGAGGCUAACUUCCCCUCGCCGUUCACCAACAUCCUGUGUGGGAUCAUCUUCGUUGAGAGGCGCUACACGGCCGUCGUCCUCAACCGGUUAAUAAAGGAGGCAGGGAAACAGGACCCGGAGCUGGCCUACAUCAGCAGUAACUUCAUCACAGGACACAGCAUCGGAAAGAACCAGCCACGCAACAAGCAGAUGGAGGUGGAGUUCAGGAAACAGGAAGAGGUUCUGCGUAAGUUCCGUGCCCACGAGACCAAUCUGCUCAUAGCGACCAGCAUCGUGGAGGAAGGUGUAGAUAUUCCCAAGUGUAACCUGGUGGUGAGGUUUGACCUGCCCACUGAGUACAGGUCCUACGUUCAGUCUAAAGGCCGAGCCAGAGCCCCUGUCUCCAACUACAUCAUGCUGGCUGAAAGUGAGAGGACCAAGACCUUCGAGGAAGACCUGAAGACCUACAAGGCCAUAGAGAAGAUCCUGAGAAACAAGUGUUCCAAGGCAGCGGGGGUCGGUGACUUUGAGAUGGAACCGGUGCAGGAUGAUGACAACAUUCUGCCUCCCUACGUGCUCCGCUCUGAGGAAGGAGGGCCCCGCGUCACCAUCAACACGGCUAUCGGACACAUCAACAGAUACUGUGCCCGUCUGCCCAGUGACCCGUUUACCCACCUGGCACCUAAGUGUAAGACCAAGGAGCUGAAGGAUGGGCGCUACCAGUCAACCCUCUACUUGCCCAUCAAUUCCCCUCUACGGGUGCCCGUCGCUGGGCCAAUCAUGAACUGUGCACGACUGGCAGAGAAGGCAGUGGCGCUACUUUGUUGUGAAAAUCUUCACAAAAAAGGUGAGUUGGAUGACCACUUGAUGCCUGUGGGGAAAGAGACAGUGAAGUACGAGGAGGAGCUGGAUCUCCAUGACGAGGAGGAGACCAGUGUUCCAGGCAGACCAGGAUCCACCAAGAGGAGGCAGUGCUACCCUAAAGCUAUACCAGAGUGUCUUCGGGACAGUUACCCUGUACCGGAGCAGUCUUACUACCUGUAUGUGAUUGGCAUGGUCCUCACCACCCCUUUGCCUGAUGAGCUCAACUUCCGCCGCAGGAAGCUCUACCCUCCAGAGGACACUACCAGGUGCUUCGGCAUCUUGACUGCCAAACCUAUACCUCGGAUCCCCCACUUUCCUGUGUACACGCGGUCUGGUGAGGUGACCAUCUCCAUGGAGCUCCAGAAGGCUGGGUUCACUCUGAGUGCUGUCCAGCUGGACCUGAUCACCAGACUACACCAGUACAUUUUCUCUCACAUCCUCCGCCUGGAGAAACCUGCUUUGGAGUUCAAUCCCACGCAGGCCGACUCGGCCUACUGCGUUCUACCUCUCAAUGUUGUUGAGGAUUCCAACACUCUAGAUUUGGAUUUUAAAUUCAUGGAGGACAUAGAGAAGUCCGAGGCUCGUGUUGGCAUUCCUACCACCCAGUACACCAAGCAGAACCCCUUCACUUUCAAACUGGAAGACUACCAGGACGCUGUCAUCAUUCCACGGUAUCGUAACUUUGACCAGCCUCACCGUUUCUACGUGGCUGACGUUUACACAGACCUCACACCUCUCAGCAGGUUCCCGUCACCGGAGUACCAGACGUUUGCUGAGUACUACAAAACCAAGUACAACCUGGACUUGUCCAACGUAAACCAGCCACUACUGGACGUAGACCAUACCUCCUCACGCCUGAACCUGUUAACCCCUCGCCACCUGAACCAGAAGGGGAAAGCCCUGCCUCUCAGCAGUGCAGAGAAGAGGAAGGCCAAGUGGGAGAGUCUACAGAACAAACAGAUCCUGGUCCCAGAGCUAUGUGCCAUCCACCCCAUCCCAGCCUCUCUGUGGAGGAAGGCUGUGUGUCUCCCCAGUAUACUGUAUCGCCUUCACUGCCUGCUCACAGCCGAGGAGCUGAGGGCCCAGACAGCCAGCGACGCUGGGGUAGGAGCCCAGACCCUGCCCUCUGACUUCAGAUAUCCAAACCUGGACUUUGGAUGGAAGAAGUCCAUCGACAGCAAGUCAUUCAUCUGUCUGCGUGAUGAGGAUGAGGAGGAGGAGGAGGAAGAGGACAGCGGUGACGAUGACUGUAAACAGCAGGGCCAGACUGUAGCCCCCGACCCUGGACUUGCUGCUGCUGUUUCCCAGCAUCCCUGUAGUGACUGUCAUGUCUCUUCGCUGCCUGAGGGGUGCGACAUCGGCCAACGCCCCGAAGAUGACAGACCAGAGGACGAGGAGCCCCAGCAGCCAGACACGGCCUCCCGCACUAGCAUCCUCGCUAACGGCACUGCCCUCAUUGCCAAUGACAACGGUGACCACGCACACCUUCACGACGGAUGUGACAACUGCCAAUGUCUCCCGGCUGGUUCUGGUUUGCCACUAGAGAAGGAAAAAGAACUAUCAACAACACAAACCACUACCUCAGUUCUUCCUGUGCAGCCCUCUCUUAGCAUCGAGAACCAGAAUCUAACCCCAACACCCCCUCAGCCCCAGCCAGGGACCCAGCCUCCAUCCCCUCAGCCCCAGCCAGGGACCCAGCCUCCACCCCCGCAGCCCCAGCCAGGGACCCAGCCUCCAUCCCCUCAGACCCAGCCUCCAUCCCCUCAGACCCAGCCUCCACCCCCUCAGACCCAGCCUCCACCCCCCCACCCCCAGCCAGGGACCCAGCCUUCACCCCCUCAGCCCCAGCCAGGGACCCAGCCUCCAUCCCCUCAGACCCAGACUCUACCCCCUCACCCCCAGCCAGGGACCCAGCCUCCACCCCCUCAGCCCCAGCCAGGGACCCAGCCUCCAUCCCCUCAGCCCCAACCAGGGACCCAGCCUCCAUCCCCUCAGCCCCAGCCAGGGACCCAGCCUCCAUCCCCUCAGACCCAGCCUCCACCCCCUCAGACCCAGCCUCCACCCCCUGAGCCCCAGCCUCCACCCCCUCACCCCCAGCCAGGGACCCAGCCUCCACCCCCUCAGCCCCAGCCAGGGACCCAGCCUCCACCCCCUCAGCCCCAGCCUAGCGAUGAUUGUAGACCAGGGAGGACCUCAGAGCUCCGUGAGGACGACGGACACCACGUGAAUCAAGCUACCUCAGACUGCUGCAGCCCAGCAACAAUGACGGGGCCCGCCGGCACAGCUCCCAUCACCACAACACCUUUACCUGACCCCUCAGAGGCCCUAGAGAGCCAGGAGAUCACCACCAGCAGCUCUGUAGUGGGGGAUACCCUUGGCCCCUGCCCCAAGACCCUGGGGCCCAACCCUGGGCUCAUCCUUCAGGCCCUGACCCUGUCCAACGCCAGUGACGGCUUCAACCUGGAGCGUCUGGAGAUGCUGGGAGACUCCUUCCUGAAGCACGCCAUCACAACCUACCUGUUCUGUACCUACCCCGAUGCACACGAGGGACGACUCUCCUACAUGAGGAGCAAGAAGGUGAGCAACUGUAACCUGUAUCGUCUGGGAAAGAAGAAAGGUCUUCCUUGCAGGAUGGUGGUGUCCAUCUUUGACCCACCGGUCAACUGGCUGCCUCCUGGCUACGUGGUCAACCAGGACAAGAGCAGCGAAGACAAAUGGGACGAGGAUGAGGCCAAAGAGGAGCUCCUGGCCAACGGUAGUGCUGGAGAGGAGUUGUGUGUUGAGGAACUAGGGGAGGAGGUUCUGGAGGAGGAUGAAGAUCUGAUGUGGAAGGAGCCUAAAGACGAGGUCAACGUGGAGGACGACCUGGAGUACUACCAGGAGCACAUCAAGUUCAUCGACAACAUGCUCAUUGGCUCCGGUGCCUUCGGCAAGAAGAUUUCCCUCGGUACCUUCCCCCCUGCCCCCGCCACCCCUGGCCCAAGUCCCAGCCCCUCCGCCCGCUCCUCCUCCCCUGCAGCCGAGCCCAGCUGCGGGGAGUGGAAACCCCCCAAGAAACCUGGCCCGGUCCCCACCCCCCACUACCCCUCAGAGCCUAGUGGUGGCGGCUCAGCAGAUGAGUUUGACUACAGCUCGUGGGAUGCCAUGUGUUACCUGGACCCUAGCAAGGCAGGGGACGAGGAUGAUUUCGUGGUGGGUUUCUGGAACCCGUCAGAGGAGAACUGUGGGGCGGAGUUGGGGAAACAGUCUAUCUCCUAUGACCUGCACACAGAGCAAUGCAUCGCUGACAAGAGCAUCGCUGACUGUGUGGAGGCAUUGCUGGGCUGCUACCUCACCAGCUGUGGGGAGAGGGCUGCUCAGAUGUUCCUCUGCUCACUGGGACUCAAGGUGUUACCGGUUGAGAGGAGGAGGCUGAAGGAGAAGGGCGGGGUCAUAGAGGUCGUGAACCUUGACCUCCAGUAUGGCUGGCUGAAGAUCCCACCCCGCUGCAUCUUUGACCACCCGGACGCCGAGCUCACCCUCAACCACCUCAUCUCUGGCUUUGAGAACUUUGAGAGGAAGAUCAGCUACACCUUCCAGAACAAGGCCUAUCUGCUGCAAGCCUUCACACACGCCUCCUACCAUUACAACACCAUUACAGAUUGUUACCAGCGACUAGAGUUUCUUGGCGAUGCAAUUUUAGACUACCUCAUAACGAAGCACCUUUAUGAAGACCCGCGCCAACACUCUCCCGGCGUGCUCACUGACCUGCGCUCGGCGUUGGUCAACAACACCAUCUUCGCCUCCCUGGCCGUCCAAUACGACUUCCACAAGUACUUCAAGGCUGUGUCGCCGGAGCUGUUUUAUGUCAUCGACGACUUUGUGCAAUUCCAGCUGGAGAAGAACGAAAUGCAAGGCAUGGACUCUGAGCUUCGGCGCUCAGAGGAAGACGAGGCGAAAGAGGAGGACAUUGAGGUCCCCAAGGCAAUGGGAGACAUAUUUGAGUCACUAGCCGGAGCAAUUUACAUGGAUAGCAGAAUGUCACUGGAGACAGUGUGGCAAGUGUAUUAUCCAAUGAUGAGGCCACUUAUAGAGAAAUUCUCGGCUAAUGUCCCUCGCUCUCCGGUGCGGGAGCUGUUGGAGAUGGAGCCUGAGACAGCCAAGUUCAGCCCUGCGGAGCGGACGUACGACGGGAAGGUCCGUGUGACAGUGGAGGUCGUGGGCAAGGGCAAGUUCAAAGGCGUGGGCCGCAGCUACCGGAUCGCCAAGUCUGCCGCCGCGCGCCGGGCCCUGCGCAGCCUCAAAGCCAACCAACCUCAGGUCCCAAACAACUGAGCUUCACACGCUAACUAGCUAGCUACUGAUGCUAGCCACUGACGCUAUCUACCUACAACUGUCGCUAGCCAGUAGCCACUGAUGCUAGCUUGCUACUGAUGUUAGCUAGUCGCCACUGAUGCUAACUACUGACGCUAACCAGUAGCUACCAGUGCUAGCAACUGAUGCUAGCUACCAACACAGUGCAGAAUUAGUCCUGUAUCUUCAGCCCUCAAUGGCACAACCAAGGCAGCCAGGGAACGUUCUGUGGAGACAUGGGGAAGUCACAACGAGAGCUGAUCUAGUUGUAACGGAUUUCACAUUUUAUUUUUAUUUUUUUGCAAACACAAUCUUUACUUUUCUUCUGUUCUCUGCUUUGUGUAAUCACAAGAGUGCUUUAUUAACGUAUAGCAAAGUGUUAAAAAGAACAAAAAGGUCAGGUGUUGCUUUGUUAAUUUCUCACUUUCUUUUUUAGUUUUUUUUGUUUGUUUAACCUUUGCUUUGUGUCAAUGAGAUGUUAGGCGUAUGCGUAUUAUGAGUAGUAUUAGAUUUGUACAUAGUUCAAAUCAAAGGUGUAAAUCUAAAAACGCUAUACUCCUCAGUCUGUGCACUAGUGCCAGUUUUAAAGCGGUUUUUAAAAUGCUAUUGCUAAGGAAAUGGCAAGCAGAGGCCAGACCACCAGUGAAGACGACCAGUGUGGCCCACCUCUCUCUGAACUCUGUCUUGAGAUGGUAUUCUUAGGGUGGGUCUAAAAUGGCACCCUAUCCCCUAUAUAGGAACCAUAAGGCUCUGGUCAAAAGUUGUGGACUAUAUAGGAAAUAGGGUGCCAUUUGGGACGUACCCUCAAUCAUUAUUGCACUUAUUCCAUUAGGGUCUGUUAUGUUCAGAAUUUGUGUGGUCGGAUUGGACAACAAAAUCCUAUAUGUAACAAAAAUAUAUAUAUACAUUUAUGAUGAAAUAUAAAUAUUAUUUGCCUUACAUACUAAGGCCCUCCCUCGUAUCCUGAAAAAAAGAAUAGGAAUUCAACAUUCCCGCUUACUGUAAAUUUAAAAAUAGUUUUUAAACAGCACUCGAGGAUGCAUGUUUGUGUAGCUUAUGUAUUAAUAACCAUGGCAACUGGAUGGCUUAUAUAAACAUUUAUAAAUCUAUCAAUAUAUCUAGAGGGAAAGAGAUAUUAAAUGUUUAUUAUUAUGACAUAAGUCGACAACUUUAGUCUCAAGUAAUGUCUUUUGAUACCAAGAUUGAUCAUCUUUAUUUUGUUGGUCAUUUUGUAAGACUCAGAGCACCUUUUGAGUACAGUCUUUAGGACACAGGUUGUUCUUCUUUUUCAACAGAAUCGUGGUUCACACAUCCCUUCACUUUACCAAAGCUAAUAGAGUUGUGACGCUACAGGGUUGCACAUGUGAAGUCAGUUCCUAGGGAUAUGCAUACCAGCCUUUUUGUUUCAUUAUUUACUACAAACACAUUGUGACACAGCGUCCACGUUAUGUGACUACAUAGCCUCUUAGACUAAAUGUCUUUUAUUUUCUCUCAAUAGUAUCAAUAAGCCCUCUUCACUUGAAUACCUCAGUUGAUUGCAUGCAUUUGUUUUUGGUGCUAUGUUUUUUGUUGUAUUAAGCUUGAAUUUCUCAUCCUUUUUGCACUGUAACUAUAAUACCUCUUUCUUUGACCUUUUUGAAAUCUGUCAGUUGGGUUGGUUGUCCUGUUCUAGCAGCCUUCAAGCUGUAGCGGUUCAGUUGCAUCGGUGUUUUCUUUGUUCUUCUUCUCUCCCUGCCCAAUUGAUUUAAUGCUUGAUGAUUUGGUCGGGUAAAACCAGAGGGUAUUCUCAUUCUGCACAUACAUAAGCCUAAACUAAUGUCUUCAGUCUCUGUUGAGCAUCAGUCCUCUUCAAAGGAAGAAGACAUGAAUUGGCCAUGAUCAGAUGGAGGGGGCCUCCUGUACUGUAGCUUGUUGAAGUAAAUCGAUUGCACUCUAUAUCUCUCACCGUGUGUGGCCAGCGCAGUCUUAGUGUAUGUCGAAGGCCUUUGCAAGACUGUACGUCAGAUUCAGCCUUUUACGAUUGUCACAUGUCACACUGUGCGAUGUUACCAAAUUAAAAUCUUGAUAUCAACCUUGUCAGAUUGUAAGAUUUUAUUCAGUUCUCUCGUCACAUUCUGCGAUUUGGCUUGAGGCUACGUCAGCCGAUAUAGGCUACGUCAACUACAGCAGUGUAAAAACUGAAAGUAUGCAUAGUUUUCACAAGCAACCUUUAUAUGUUUCCACUCAAUCAAAUCUGCUUCCCCAAAAUAGCGUGGUCGCUGUGGUAGAACGUUUAUUUUGAUUGGCGAUUUGGUGCAUUUAUCAAAAUCCCAUCAGGUAGCCCGAUUUCAGCUGUGUCAUGUAAACAAGAAUAUUAAGGAAAUCAUUCUUCUUGCACAGCAUGUAAAUGUUUAAAUUGAACUGUUAUAGUAAUCUGACUAUUUACAAUAAUCGUAUUAUUGUUUGCAUACUCAGUGCCGGCCGUGUUCCUAUUGGUCAGUCACCGGGAUCAGCUCGUAACACCAGCCACUCUACACGGAGCCUACGACCGACAGCACGUGGCGGUACUUAAUCGGCAGACCUGUCACACUGAACGAGCCAAGCCGUCGGACAAUCGUUUAUGACCUGCAAAUUUGCCUGCGAUGUGAAAAUGUCUGGAACAGCAAAAUUGUGGCAUAAAACGGCUGAAUUUGUACAGUCUGUGGGGUGGCUUAAGAUUCCAGAUUCUAAGAUUAUUUCUCACUCGAAAAUGGCAUUCCUCACAGAUGUUUCAUUAUUUAACCUGUACACCUGUGUUGUCCUAAAACAGUGGGUGUGCAAGAAACGUAAUUAAAUAAUUAAUGGUUCCCAAAGUUGAUGAAUGAAUUAGGAGGUUUGAAGAGGAUUGUAUGGUGUUAUAUUUAAUAGAUAUACAGUUGAAGUCAGAAGUUUACAUACACUUAGGUUGGAGUCAUUAAAACUAGUUUUUCAACCACUCCACAAAUUUAUUUUUAACAAACUAUAGUUUUGGCAAGUCGGUUAGGACAUCUACUUUGUGCAUGACACACAAAAAAAAAUGGAGACCUCCGCAUGUCUGGUUCAUCCUUGGGAGCAAUUUCCAAACGCCUGAAGGUACCACGUUCAUCUGUACAAACAAUAGUACGCAAGUAUAAACACCAUGGGACCAUGCAGCCGUCAUACCACUCAGGAAGGAGACGCGUUCUGUCUCCUAGAGAUGAACGUACAUUGGUGCGAAAAGUGCAAAUCAAUCCCAGAACAACAGUAAAGGACCUUGUGAAGAUGCUGGAGGAAACGUGUACAAAGGUAAAUAUCCACAGUAAAACGAGUCCUAUAUCGACAUAACCUGAAACGCCGCUCAACAAGGAAGAAGCCACUGCUCCAAAACCGCCAUAAACAUGCAGACUACGGUUUGCAACUGCACAUGGGGACAAAGAUUGUGCUUUUUGGAGAAAUGUCUGAUGAACCAAAAUUGGACUGUUUGGCCAUAAUGACCAUUGUUAGGAAAAAGGGGGAUGCUUGCAAGCCGAAGAACACCAUCCCAACCGUCAAGCACGGGGGUGGCAUCAUCAUGUUGUGGGGGUGCUUUGCUGCAGGAGGAGCUGGUGCACUUCACAAAAUGGAUGGGAUCAUGAGGAUGGAAAAUUAUGUGAAUAUAUUGAAGCAACAUCUCAAGACAUCAGUCAGGAAGUUAAAGCUUGGCUUAAGGACAAAAUGGCUUAAGGACAACAAAGUCAAGGUAUUGCAGUGGCCAUCACAAAGCCCUGACUUCAAUCCGAUAGAAAAAUGUGUGGGCAGAACUGAAAAAGCGUGUGUGAGCAAGGAGGCCUACAAACCUGACUCAGUUACACUAGCUCUGUCAGGAGGAAUGGGCCAAAAUUCGCCCAACUUAUUAUGGGAAGGCUAACCGAAAUGUUUUGACCCAAGUUUAACAAUUUAAAGACAAUGCUACCAAAAACGAAUUGAGUGUAUGUAAACUUCUGACCCACUGAGAAUGUGAUGAAAUAAAUAAAGCUGAAAUGAAUCAUUCUCUCGACUAUUAUUAUGACAUUUCACAUUCUUAAAAUAAAGUGGUGAUACUAACUGACCUUAGACAGGGAAUUUUUACUAGGAUUAAAUGUCAGGAAUUGUGAAAAACUGAGUUUAAAUGUAUUUGGCUAAGGUAUAUGAGAACUUCCGACUUUAACUGUACAUCUCAUGUAUGCCUCUGAGGCUUUCCGUCAGUAUGGCAACUCAUAAAAUCCUACCAUAGGUAAACUACCUCAGAAGACACUGCACUCUGCUCAUUGCCAGGCCCUAUGUCUUAUUUAAAUAUAUAUCAGUACAAAUAAACAAGUUUUUGGUGUAGACUGGACAAGACUGCAAUUUGACAAAUAUCUAUGGCAGUGACAUAUAUGCUGAAGUCGUUUUACUGUGACAUCUGUACUUUGAACAAUCUAAUAUACACUAGCGUUCAAAAAUUUGGGAUCACUUAGAAAUGUCCUUGUUUUUGAAAGAAAAGUGCUUUUUUUUGCCCUUUCAAAUAACUUUAAAUUGAUCAGUGUCUACAGUGUAGACAUAGUUAAUGUUGUAAAUGACUAUUGUAGCUGGAAACAGCAGAUUUGUAAUGGAAUAUCUACAUAGGCGUACAGAGGUCCAUUUUCAGCAACCUUCACUCCUGUGUUCCAAUGGCACUUUGUGUUAGCUAAUCCAAGUUUGUCAUUUUAAAAGACUAAUUGAUCAUUAGAAAACCGUUUUGCAAUUAUGUUAGCACAACUGAAAACUGUUGUAUUGAUUAAAGAAACAAUACAACUGGCCUUUAGACGAGUUGAGUAUCUGGAGCAUCAGCAUUUGUGGGUUCAAUUACAGGCUCAAAAUGGCCAGAAAAAAAUAACUUUCAGCUGAAACUCAUCAAGCUAUUAUUGUUCUGAGAAAUGAAGGAUAUUCCAUGCGAGAAAUUGCCAAGAAACUGAAGAUCUCGUACAACGCUGUGUACUACUCCCUUCACAGAACUGCGCAAACUGGCUCUAACUAAAAUAGAAAGAGGAGUAGGAGGCCCCAGUGCGCAACUGAGCAAGAGGACAAGUACAUUAGAGUGUCUAGUUUGAGAAACAGAUGCUUCAUAUGUCCUCAACUGGCAGCUUCAAUGAAUAGUACCUGCAAAACACCAGUCUCAACGUCAACAGUGAAGAUGCGACUCCGGGAUGCUGGCCUUCUAGGCAGAGUUGCAAAGAAAAUGCCAUGUCUCAGACUGGCCAAUAAAAAGAAAAAAUUAAGAUGGGCCAAAGACCACAGACAUUGGACAGAGAAACUCUACCUAGAAGGCCAUCAUCCCGGAGUCAUCUCUUCACUCAACUAGUCUAAAGAAGGCUAGUUUUAUUGCUUCUUUAAUUAGCACAACAGUUUUCAGCUGUGCUAACAUAAAAUGAUAAACUUGGAUUAACUAACACAACAUGCCAUUGGUACACAGGAGUGAUGGUUGCUGAUAAUGGGCCUCUGUACGCCGAUGUAGAUAUUCCAUAAAAUGUUUACAGCUACAAUAGUCAUUUACAACAUGAACAAUGUCUACACUGUAUUUCUGAUCAAUUUGAUGUUAUUUGAAAGGACAGAAAAUGUGCUUUUCUUUAAAAAACAACCCCAAACAUUUGAACAUAGUGUGUGUGUUCGAUAUAUAUAUAUCGAUCGUAAUUAUUUGCACUGAUAUACAACAUUCCCUCAGAGUUACUUGUAUCUAUUUGAUGACGUAUAUUUUUGACAGACAAAUAACGCAAACUAAAACGGUGCCUUUCAACUUAUCGUAUCCCGAAUACUGCAACUAUUCUCUCGAAGGUUCAGAAAACUUGCCUACAGUAGCUGCAACAAGCCAAGCACUGUUUGUUCUUAGUGGGUAUGUGUAUGUAUGCAUCACUAUUAACCUGGUGCCAUACAUCAUUUGGUUUCUGAACUUUGGUGUAGCCAUGUAAAUAUGUGAAAAUACACUAUACUUGCUAAAUGUAUACUUUAUUGACAACAUCAUUCCACUCAUGUGUGACUAAAAGGGGGAGGCUUUACUAAAACUACAGUGGUAGAUAUUCUGACAGUUUUUGUUUUAUAUCAUAUAGUUUGACAUCGUAUAGAGUGCAAUCUGGAUUCACGCUCUCAAGCAACAGUUGUGUGACCCCGAACUACAACAGCAAAUGUAACAUAUAUAUAUCUUUUUUUAAAUUAUUAUUAUUUUAUGUAUAUUUUUAGUUUAUAAAAAUUUGUUCCCAAAAUGUGGAAUUUCAAAGCGUGCACACAAUGUUUCAUGUGGGGGAGAUUACUUAACAAGAAUGUGAAAUCACUCAUAUGAUGCCGCUUUGUUUUUGUCACUGAUGAAUUUAGACCCUUAAGAAUUGCUAAUUUCAGCUAAAUGUUGCAGCAUGAUGCAUUGCCUCCAACCUGAGUCUUAGUGAAGGUGUUUUAUGUAAAGGUGUUUUAUGGAAGUGUAGUUAUAAAAUAGGCCUCAAUCAAUUGCGAACUGGCAACGGAUAAUCAUUUUUUGUUUUCUUUUUCUUUUUGUACAUGUAGCACAAUUGAGCAUUGCACUUGGGCGUCAUACUUUACCUCAUGUCAGAGAAAGAGUUGAAAAAAUGAAAAGUGUAAGUUAUAUAUCAUGGUUGUGUGACUAAGAGGGAUAACAUGUGGUUUAGGCUUUGCUGUUGUUUCAAUUGCUGGUAUUUUACAAUUGUAUUUAAGAGGCAAUGGAUGAGAAUUAUACAAUGUGCCUACAGCAGGAUACCAUCUGAUGAAAGCACUGUAGUAAAAGAUAUCUGCAAUAGAUCAGGGGCUAAAAUGUAUGUGUUGUGUAUACCUUAAAUGUAAUUAUUUGAAUAUUGAAUUGUAAUGUAACCCAUAAACUACCAUGUCCUCUGAUAAGCCUGACUUGAAUUAUGUUUAGUCCACUAUCCCCCCCCCCCCUCCCUUAGCUAGAUUAUGUUUGACUAGAUCCACAUGGAGUAGUGCAUGUCCAAUAGAAAGAGGUACCCCUACUCCACAUUUGUUAUUUUGCGUAAUGUACUAUUAUGAUUUCAAUCUAAAAAAAAAAACUAACAUUUUCCAGACCCUAUACAUUUUUAACAAGGGCUGGUAUAUUGGACAAGGAGUAAAGUGUUGUUGAUUUUUGUAAAUGAAAAAAUGAUUUAACUUCUUGGAUAACAAAAUGUACAUUAAAUGAAAUAAAUCAAAUGCACUCUUUAUAGCAGCAAGUUGUUUGCUGGUGGGUAGCGAAGCUGGUGGGUAGUCUGGACCGACAGGGACUUUUAGGAAUGAACUUGUGAGAAUGUCAUUGUCACCAAACAGCGGAACACCAGCAGAAUGGAAUGGAGUGGAACAUUGUUGAUGCACUGAUUUCAGUAUGGGGAAAUAUGGGCCAUUACGAACUGCAGCGGAAUUUUAAGGGACAUCGAAAAGAAUAAAAACUUCUCACUCAUGCUGUAAUAUCAUGCUGCAGUGGUUCAUGAAAAGAAUAAAAACUUCUCACUCAUGCUGUAAUAUCAUGCUGCAGUGGUUCAUGAAAAGAAUAAAAACUUCUCACUCAUGCUGUAAUAUCAUGCUGCAGUGGUUCAUGAAAAGAAUAAAAACUUCUCACUCAUGCUGUAAUAUCAUGCUGCAGAGGUGUGCACCUUAUGGAUCACAAUUACCUUUAAUAUUCAUUUUUUGUUUUGGUUCUCUUUUGUAAUAAUUGUAGCUGAGUUUAUCUACAAUAAAGUUAUGGUAUGGUUGUUAA
Messenger RNA from Salvelinus fontinalis (brook trout), 14509 nucleotides. Its product is annotated as endoribonuclease Dicer-like. Gene Ontology annotation, biological process: pre-miRNA processing; apoptotic DNA fragmentation; siRNA processing. Lineage: Eukaryota; Metazoa; Chordata; Actinopteri; Salmoniformes; Salmonidae. Gene Ontology annotation, cellular component: cytoplasm; RISC complex; nucleus. Gene Ontology annotation, molecular function: ATP binding; RNA binding; protein binding. The record is from RefSeq and is a predicted model, not a curated record. The transcript is spliced from 35 exons. The coding region runs from base 373 to 6789 and encodes 2138 amino acids.